AUGUGCGAAUAUAAAAAUACGACACGAUUGACGAAAACAUUAAUAAAAAUUUUUUAUAUAUCGUUCAUAAUCAACGUGACAAUGUCAGACGUUAGGAAUAACGAGGGGAGAGGAAAUGAAAACAACAACAACAACAACACCGGAACCAGAAACGAUGAAAACGUCAACAACAACAACGACAACGCGUGUCCAAUAAAAAACGUAACAAGGGAUUGUAAUUGUUUUAAUUUAGACGAUGGGAUUUACAUCGAAUGCACAAAUUCGUCACCCAUUUAUUUAAAUCAACUCUUGAGUUUAAUUCAUAAGAAAAACAUAAAAACUUUAAAUCUCGUCGAUGUCAACGCGAACGUGACAAUUCUCUCCGAUAAUUUUUUAAACAUUUUUAACAAUAAUGAUAAUAACGAUAAGAAGACAAAGAUCAACGUCAAAGAAAUAAAAUUAAUAAAAUCAAAUAUAAGAAUGGUGAGUGAAAAAGCGUUCGCGAACGUUGAAAGCAAUUUAACAUCCGUGACGAUAUCGAACGGAAAAUUAAACGGUGUACCAAUUAAAUCCCUCGUCAAAUUGAAAAAAUUAAAAAAUUUAAAUUUGGAAUCGAAUUUGAUAAGACGAUUGGUCGACGAUUCUUUUCGCGGUUUAAAUAUAAACAAAUUAAAUUUAAAGGAUAAUUUUAUAAACGUUUUAACCGAACGGGCGUUCGCGGGUUUGGAAAACACGCUCCUAGAAUUGGAUUUGACGUCGAAUAAAUUACAAACGUUUCCGAUGAACGCAUUUAAAUUAUUAAAAAACAUCAAAACGAUACGUUUGAAUUCGAAUUUGAUUAAAAUUUACGGGGACGAACGUUACGACGGUGGCGCCGGAACCGUAAGCGGUGGAAACAAAAACAAACGUAACAAAUUGACGAGUUUGUUACAUUUGGAUUUGUCAUCGAACGUCAUCGAAUCCGUUCCAUCGAAUUAUUUUCGUCCCGUUCCCUCGUUGAUUUCCUUAUCGCUACACAAUAAUUUAAUAACGACCGUCGAUGGGGAUUCAUUUGCAUCCCUCGUCCCCCUCGAAAUAUUAGACUUGAGCAAUAAUAAAAUAAUCGAUGUCGAUAAAUCGAUUUUUCGAUACAAUAAAAAUUUAAAAAUAAUCGAUUUGAGUUCGAAUCACGUGCACGACAUAAGGGGUUUGUUCAACAGGUUGCAAAAUUUACAAAUAUUGUAUUUGAUGGACAACAACAUACGGGAAAUCCCAGGGGAAACGUUCGACGAAUGCAAAUCCCUCACCGUCAUUUACGUCGAACGUAACGUCAUAACGACGAUAAGUUCGAAAGCGUUCGAAAAUUUACACAAUUUAAAAGAGAUCAACGUGAGUUUUAAUUAUUUGAAAAAUUUACCCGGGGAUUUGUUCGAGAAUAACGUCAACCUCGUCAAAAUGAGUUUGAAUAACAAUUACAUACGAGACGUGGAAGGAGACACGUUCGAAUAUUUGAACAAGUUGGAAGAAAUACGUUUGGACAACAAUAGGAUACGUCACGUUCAAAAGGGUUUGUUCGAUAAUUUGACGUCACUUGUCGAACUCAAUUUGUACAAUAACGAAAUUUCCCGGGUCGGACAAGAAUCGAUAAAACGUUUGUCGUCGUUGAAAUACGUCAACCUUCAAAAGAACUUUCUCGAAUCUUUGAAUUAUUUUUUCGUACAAGUCGUUCCGUCACUCGUCACUAUACGAUUGGACGACAAUCGCGUCAAGAAUUUGAGCAACGCGUUCGUGAGCGAGCAAAAAAACGUUAGGAUAAUUUAUUUGAAUCGGAAUCUCAUAGAAAGCCUCGACAAAAACACGUUCGCGAACAUGAACAAAUUGUUGGAAUUGCAUUUGGACGACAACGUCAUACGUCACAUCGACGAUCAUGCUUUCGUAAACAAUCACGAUUUGAAAGUAUUAUUUUUGAACAAUAACAAUUUGAAAGUGAUAAAUGAAAACACGUUCGCGGGUUUGUACAAUUUGAACGAAUUUCACGCGUCGCGAAACAAAAUCGAAUCCGUUCAUUCCGACUCGUUCAAAACUUUUCUCAAAAUUAAACGCGUGGAUUUGAGUCACAAUCGACUCACGAGAAUUCAUAAAAAUUUUUUACCACCGAACGUUCCACUCGUUCGAAUCGAUUUAAACGAUAAUUCGAUACGUUUCGUCGAUUUCGAUUUCUCGAACGUUUCUCGACAAUUGAGAGAACUCAAUUUGAACAAUAAUCGUUUGACGAUCGAUGAAAAAAAUUCCACGUUCGAUUUCGCGAAUUUGAUUCCGCCGAAUUUGUUAACUUUGAAAUUAUCCGGUAACGUCAUUCGUUCGUUUCGCGAACGUGGUACCCCCUCUCCGCCGUUCGCGGUAUCCCUCGAAAAUUUACAAAUGGAUAAUUCGUCCAUCGAUGACGUUCCCGAAUAUUUUUUUUCCAACGGUUCGAUCGAUAACCGUUUGAAAACCGUCAGCCUUUCCCGUAAUAAAAUUUUCCAACUUUCCGAAAACGUUUUCGUCAAUUGCGUUCGUUUGGAAAACGUUCGAUUGGACGGUAACCUUUUCGCACGGAUUCCCUACGUCGCUUUCGACCCGUUGAAAAAUUUAAUCUCUUUAAACGUUUCCGGUAAUUCGAUAGAAAACGUUAAUUUUAAUAAAUUGAACGGACUCGAAAAUUUACAAAUAUUGGAUUUGAGCCGGAAUAAAAUCAGUCGCGUUCAAGGUUUCGAUGAAACCGUUCUGAACCGUUUGACUCACGUUUACCUCAACGAUAAUUAUUUGAAUCGCGUUCCCCCGGAUUUUUUUCAAAUUUUCGACAGGUUAACUCAUUUGGACAUUUCCGGUAACAGGUUAACGUUUUUUCCGCGACCCUACGACGAAUACAAUCCCACGGGUCGAAAACUUCGCGUUCCACCAUUGAAACAAUUAAAUUUGAGCAACAACACUUUGGACUACCUCAAAACGGAUUCGAACGAUUUGAAAUUUCAUUUUCUCGAACGGAUUCAAAUGAGCCAAUCAAAAGUCACCAUUUUAUCUGAUGAUUUUUUCCGGUAUUUUCCCUCGUUGACUUUCGUCGAUUUGAGCGGAAAUAGAAUUUCCAUACUGUCCGACGACGUUUUUUACAAUUUGUCCAAAGUAACGGAUUUGAAUUUGUCUCAAAACGGUUUGGAAGUGUUGAAAACGAACGUUUUGAACGGUUUGAACUCGUUGAUUUUUUUAAAUUUAUCACAUAACAAAUUAAAAAACGUUGAAAAAUUUUCAAACGAUUUGACUCGGUUGAAAAUCAUCGAUUUAUCGUAUAAUAAAUUAACGAGAAUAAGUAAAUAUUUUUUCGAUCGUUUAUUUUAUUUAACGGAAAUAUACCUGACCGGAAAUUGGAUCGUUUUCGUUCAUUCGAACGCUUUCGAACCUAAUAAAAAUUUAAAAAUUUUAGAUCUGAGUAAAAAUUAUAUGGAAAAUUUACCGUUGAACGCUUUCAAAAAUUUAGAAAGUCAAAUACGAAUCCUCGGAAUAAAAGAAAAUCCCAUUACUUGCGACUGUGAUGAACUAGAAUUAUGGGAAUGGCUUCGGGAACAUCCCAAAUUAAUAGGUUUUCACGACGGUUUGGAACUAAAAUGUGAAAAUCCAUCUCGUCUCCGUGAGAUUUCAUUCGUCGAAUUGAUUCCUCCAGAAUUUUGUUCUACUCCGAUCAUCGUUAAAUUAGCCAUACAAGACAUUCAACCAUUUUCCGUCGUCGUGUCCUGGCAAAGUAGAAAUCAUAGCGGAUUAAAUGGUUAUAAUGUUAUUUACACGGAUUUGAAAGAGAACAACACGGUUUCGACAAAAGUCUACGACAGAAACAUUAGAAUAUUAAAAGUUAAUAAAUUAGAACCGGAUACGAAAUAUUUAAUUUGCGUUCUAGGAUUUGGCUCUUGGACCGGAAAUAAUGAUAACGAAUUUAAUUAUAUUUUUUUAACGUUAAAAAACGUUUCUUAUUCUCACUCAAUCAAAUCUCAUCCGUUUCCACCGGGAAAAUGUACGGAAGUGAAAACACUCGAACCACCGGAAAUCAUGUACGGAAAAGGUUUUGGCGACAAAUGGGAUUCGUCCAAUUCGAUAUUAACGAGACGAUUGGGUUUGAUUGUCGGUUGUUGUCUGGGAAGUUUUGUUUUCUUCGUACUCAUAUCGAUAUUGGGAUACAUAAAAAUACAAAAACAGAGAAGAGUUUCGCACAGGGACCAAAAUUUACCGCCCGAAUAUAUGUCGUACAGGUAA
Messenger RNA from Pediculus humanus corporis (human body louse), 4239 nucleotides. Its product is annotated as leucine-rich transmembrane protein, putative. Gene Ontology annotation, molecular function: protein binding. The record is from RefSeq and is a predicted model, not a curated record. Lineage: Eukaryota; Metazoa; Arthropoda; Insecta; Psocodea; Pediculidae. The transcript is spliced from 4 exons. Gene Ontology annotation, cellular component: extracellular matrix. Bases 1 to 4239 code for a protein of 1412 amino acids.